AAACUGUCGAAUAACCUCAAACGUACCUCUUGAUCAGUCUUUUAUGUGCUCACCCGAUUUGUUGUUUAUUUUCUAAUAUUUCAUAUUCUGACUUGAAGAAAACUCAAUCAUGGGUCGUGUUAGGACGAAGACUAUCAAGAAAGCCUCUAGGGUCAUCAUCGAGAAAUACUACACUCGUUUGACAUUAGAUUUUCACACCAACAAGAGGAUAUGUGAAGAAAUCGCUAUCAUCCCAACAAAGCCUCUGCGUAACAAAAUUGCUGGGUUUGUUACUCAUUUAAUGAAAAGAUUGCGUACUAGCCAAGUCCGUGGUAUUUCCAUUAAAUUGCAAGAAGAAGAACGUGAAAGGAGAGACAACUAUGUACCAGAAGUUUCUGCUCUUGAACAAGAUGUUAUUGAAGUUGAUACUGAAACCAAAGACAUGUUGAAAAUGCUGGAUUUCCAAAACAUCUCAGGAUUACAACUUGUUCUCAGCUCUGGAACUCAGUACCCCAAGAGGAAUUAAGACAUAAAUCUAACAUAAUGACAUCUUAUGUUAUGUUUCAGUAAAUCAAUUUUUUCCAAAUAUAUUAUUAUUUAUUGA
Molecule: messenger RNA, 583 nt
Organism: Sipha flava (yellow sugarcane aphid)
Lineage: Eukaryota; Metazoa; Arthropoda; Insecta; Hemiptera; Aphididae
Gene: RpS17
Product: 40S ribosomal protein S17
Exons: 4
Coding region: 110-505 (131 amino acids)
Biological process (GO): translation
Cellular component (GO): ribosome
Molecular function (GO): structural constituent of ribosome
Source: RefSeq, a predicted model, not a curated record